AUGGUCACUGUUUAUGAUCGCUCGCCCUCGAGGAGAAUGUCGUCCGGCGGGAACAGCGGCUCCAAUCCCUCCUCCCCGAGCUCUCACGGCUCCUCCAGCCCCGCUUUGUCGUAUACUCUACCGUCCUCCAGACCCAGGCGGCCGAUGACGUCGGCGGAGAUCAUGAGGCAGCAGAUGAAGGUUACAGAGCAGAGCGAUAAUCGCCUGAGGAAGACCCUCAUGCGGACCCUUGUUGGCCAAAUGGGAAGACGGGCAGAAACCAUAAUCCUUCCAUUGGAGCUUCUACGGCAUCUAAAGCCAUCAGAAUUCAACGACGCAAACGAAUACCAUUUAUGGCAAAAACGGCAGCUCAAGAUCCUAGAGGCAGGACUUCUUCUUCACCCUUCCGUUCCACUCGAUAAAUCGAACACCUUUGCGAUGCGUCUGAGGGAGAUCAUUCGUGGGUGCGAAACCAAGCCCAUCGACACAGGCAAGAACUCCGACACCAUGAGGACGCUUUGCAAUUCUGUGGUGUCGUUGUCUUGGCGCAGUGUCAAUGGGACUCCAACCGACGUCUGCCACUGGGCUGAUGGCUUCCCUCUCAACAUCCACAUCUACGUUGCUCUUCUUCAAGCCAUCUUCGACGUCAGGGACGAGACAUUGGUACUCGACGAGGUCGAUGAGCUUCUCGAGCUAAUGAAGAAGACGUGGUCCACGUUGGGGAUCACUAGGCCCGUCCACAAUGUGUGUUUCACAUGGGUGUUGUUCCAACAAUAUGUUGUGACAGCACAGCUUGAGCCAGACCUUCUUUGUGCUGCUCAUGCUAUGUUGGCGGAGGUGGCCAAUGACGCUAAGAAGCCGGACCGGGAGGCGGUAUAUGUCAAGCUUUUGUCGUCGGUAUUGUCUUCGAUGCAGGGUUGGGCGGAGAAGAGGUUGCUUCAUUACCAUGAUUAUUUUCAGAGGGGUACGGUUGGUCAGGUAGAAAAUCUUCUUCCCUUGGCCUUAUCUGCAUCAAAGAUUCUAGGGGAAGAUGUCACUAUCCAAGAAGGGGCAGGGAAAGACGAAGGAGAUGUAAUGGUGGUGGAUUCGUCUGGUGAUCGUGUCGAUUAUUACAUUCGAUGUUCAGUAAGGAAUGCAUUUGCCAAGGUUCUUGAAAAUGGGAACAUCAAGGAUGUAAAAGACGAGGUGAGUGAAGCUCUACUUCAGUUGGCCAAAGAAACGGAGGAUUUGGCAUUAAAAGAGAGGGAAAGCUUCAGUCCUAUACUAAAGAAAUGGCAUCCAACUGCAGUUGGAGUUGCAGCAGUUACACUGCACAACUGCUAUGGUACCAUAUUGAAGCAAUAUUUAGGCGGGGUGUCAACGUUGACGAGCGAAACAAUUGGUGUUUUGCAUAGGGCAGGGAAAUUAGAGAAGGUGCUGGUUCAAAUGGUGGUUGAGGAUUCCGUUGAUUGCGAGGAUGGCGGGAAGGCAAUUGUCAGAGAGAUGGUUCCUUUUGAAGUUGAUUCCAUUAUAAUGAACCUCUUGAAAAAAUGGGUUGAUGAGAAGCUAAAGAAAGAAAGGGAGUGUCUUAGCAGAGCAAAAGAAUCAGAAACUUGGAAUCCAAGGUCGAAAACGGAACCAUAUGCGCAGUCGGCUGUGGAGUUGAUGAAGUUAGCUAAGGAAACUGUGGAAGAAUUCUUUGAAAUUCCCAUUGGAGUUACAGAAGAGUUGGUUCAAGAUCUAGCAGCUGGUUUAGAGCAUAUCUUCCAAGAAUAUAUCACAUUUGUGUCAUCAUGUGGUUCAAAACAGAGCUACCUCCCACAACUUCCUCCUCUAACCAGGUGUAACCGAGAUUCGAAGUUUGUCAAGUUGUGGAAGAAAGCUACUCCUUGUAGUGUCGUCGGAGAAGAAAUCCACCAUUUUGGAGCUCAUGAAGGUCAUCACCCACGACCGUCAACCAGCCGUGGAACUCAACGCCUUUACAUACGUCUAAACACAUUACACUACAUAUUUUCCCACCUGCAUUCACUAGACAAAGUUCUUUCCCUUUCUCCUCGAGUCACACCUUCAACCGGCAGUCGUUUUAACAAUUCUAGGACUUAUAGCAAUUCUUCUUCUUACUUCGAAGUUGCCAACUCAGGAAUCGAAUCAGCCUGCCAACAUAUCUCAGAAGUAGCUGCCUAUCGUCUGAUAUUCCUUGAUUCAAGUUCUGUCUUCUACGAUUGCCUAUAUGCGGGCGAUGUCGCAAAUGCACGGAUUCGACCAGCAUUGCGGAUCCUGAAACAGAACCUUACCUUAUUGAGUGCAAUCGUCACAGAUAGAGCUCAGGCAUUGGCAAUGAAAGAAGUGAUGAGAGCCUCAUUUGAGGCAUUUUUAAUGGUUCUUCUAGCCGGAGGAUGUUCGAGGGUGUUCUACCGUUCCGACCACGAGAUGAUCGAGGAGGACUUCGACAACUUGAAAAGAGUAUUCUGUGCAUGUGGAGAGGGAUUGAUUGCAGAGAAUAUUGUCGAGCGGGAAGCCGAGGCAGUGGAAGGAGUAAUAGCAUUGAUGAGCCAAUGUACUGAACAACUGGUGGAAGAUUUCAGCAUCGUCACUUGUGAAACAAGUGGAAUAGGAGUUAUGGGUUCUGGACAAAAGCUACCCAUGCCUCCAACGACAGGACGAUGGAACAGAGCCGAUCCGAACACCAUCUUACGAGUGUUGUGCCACCGGAAUGACCGAGCCGCUAAUUUAUUCUUAAAGAGAACAUUCCAAUUAGCAAAAAGAAGAUGAAGCAUUCUUCUCUUGUACAUCAGAAAGCAGAGAUAAAAACUAAAACCAGAGAGAGAGAGAGAGAGACACAUACACACACACAGAUAGAAACAGAGUAUGCGUGUGUAUUAUAAUUGACUUCAAAUGAAGUUUGGGAGAAAUAGAUGAGGGAGGCACAUUGCAUACAUAAUUUACAAACCAAAGUUUCAAGGGAACAAGUCAUUGGUGGUGUGGUUGGGAGGCAAUGGUUUGCAUUUCUCUUUCCUGUACUCACUCUUACCCAUUGCCUUCUGUUUCAUAUCUCAAUUAACACAACCACCUCUUUCAAAGAGAGAAUAGAACAAAGUUUCCUCAAAA
Molecule: messenger RNA, 3066 nt
Organism: Momordica charantia (bitter melon)
Lineage: Eukaryota; Viridiplantae; Streptophyta; Magnoliopsida; Cucurbitales; Cucurbitaceae
Product: protein unc-13 homolog
Source: RefSeq, a predicted model, not a curated record